AUGGCUACCAACCGUAACAGCACUCCCGAUGGCUCUGCCUCUUCUCUUCGACCUCCUACCAACCGUGGUCAUCAUCUUCGUGCCUCUGCGGACAUGUCUGGGUUCACCUCUCCUCUCGCAAACUCGCGCCAAAUCCGUCCUGCUUCCGAAGUUUACUUGAAUGCUGGGACGCCACCAGCUCAAGGAUCUGAGGCUGAAGCUUAUGAUAAGGCUGCCCAAAAAUGGCUUGCUGAUCUUGAGUCCUACGAAAACACCCUCGAUGAGAUGGCUGCUGCGACUUUGGACCAAGAAUUCAAGGACGAAUUGAGCGCCAUCGAGCAAUGGUUUCGUGUCUUGAGUGCUGCUGAGCGUACUGCAGCCUUGUACGCCUUGUUGCAGCAGACGAGCCCAGUUCAAGUUCGCUUUUUCAUUGCAAUUCUCCAGCAGAUGGCCUCAAGCCAGUCUGACCCACUCUCGAACAGAAUGAGCGAACUAAUGGUCGGCGAGCAAUCUCGACACUCUUUCCCAUCUCGACCACCACCAUCCCCUACGACUUUGACCAAUCGGAACUCUCAGCUUGAUCCGGCGACUGUCAGCGCAAUGUUCCCAGAAGCUGCAGCCGCUUUGGCUACUCAAAGGGCUCGAUACAGCCAGGUUUCUGGUGUUACCCCUGGUACCAAGUCCAAUAGGAAUAGUGCUAUCUUUGAGACCAAACCUUCGAGCUCCUUGUCCACCAUGACUUUGGCAAACAACCCACCUGCUUCUCCUUGGAGGCGCGAUGAGAGCGUUCCACAACCUGGUGCAAACGGAAACGAAAACAGACCCAAGUCAGGACAAGAUAACAAACCUGCUUCUAAGGAAAGCAUGGGUAACUGGCAAGCCCCUCCACGUUCUGCAGGCAUACGUUCUCCAGGUGUUCCGACUACCGGGUCGAACUUGCAGACCACUACGAUUACUAGUGUCAAUGGUGGCAAUGGAAAUGUUGAGAUGCCUGAGCUUUCUCCCUUCCCACCUGGUGCCAACUGGGCGUCCAUGGUUAACACCCCUGUGGUACCAAUGUUUGGUAACGAUGCUAUGUCUGCCCAGGCCAAUGCUGAUAUGGUGGCCAAUGCUACCGCUAUGAAGCUUGCCGCCAUGUCCACUGUCAAUAACCGCUUCUUGAUCGACUCCGAUGUUCGCAAGUACCGUCGCUCCAAGCCCGAUGCCGCUAGCAUUCUUAGUCCUGGCCUCCCGCCAAACCAGCAACAGAUCCCGGCUAUUACGCAAAACGUUAUUAUGUAUAACGAGCGUGGACAGCCUGUCCAAAUUCCUGCCGCUGCAGUUCAGGUAGCUGCGGCCCAGCAGCAACUUGCUGGCCAACCUUCACCAGGCCUACAGAGCGCUACAUACGCUCACCUUACAUCACCUCAAAACAAUGGUUUCUUGACUCCAACCUACGGAUCCCCUCUUCUCAGUGGUCCCACGCUCUCUCUCAACCAGUUUGUCCAUGCUGGUAGUGAAGGUGGUUAUCACAGUGACCAUUCCGACCUGACUGGCCGUGGCCGAAGCCCACGAGGAGGUCGACGAGGAAGCAGCAAGCCACCAGAAGACCCAACUGAUAUCACCCUCUUGAACGAUAUUCCUGCUUGGUUGCGAAGCUUGAGGCUCCACAAGUACACCGAUAAUCUCAAGGAUCUCAAAUGGCAAGAACUUGUUCUGCUUGAUGACGAAGCCCUCGAGAAACGUGGGGUUGCAGCUGUUGGUGCCCGUCGCAAGAUGCUGAAGGUCUUUGAACAAGUCCGUGACGCUAAGACCGACGGCAAGUUGCCUGCAUAG
Orbilia oligospora ATCC 24927 is the source of this 1794-nucleotide messenger RNA. RefSeq lists its product as uncharacterized. The coding region runs from base 1 to 1794 and encodes 597 amino acids. The record is from RefSeq and is a predicted model, not a curated record. The transcript has 4 exons. NCBI's taxonomy places the organism in Eukaryota, Fungi, Ascomycota, Orbiliomycetes, Orbiliales, Orbiliaceae. Gene Ontology annotation, cellular component: P-body. Gene Ontology annotation, molecular function: protein binding; translation repressor activity; mRNA binding. Gene Ontology annotation, biological process: nuclear-transcribed mRNA poly(A) tail shortening; regulation of mRNA stability.